ACAUAUUAACUACAGUUAGCUGACAAAGCUAGCCGGCAGAAUAUAUCCGGGUAUAGUAGCUAGAUUUGCUGCUUGAUAGCUUGUCUCAUUGUUCGUGGCCGGUUCAGUGAGCUGGAAGAAAAUGGAUUACGUGAUGCUAACGGCUCACCCUAGCUGAUGCAACUUUACUCGGUCAUUGUCAUUAUACAAUCAGCUCAUUUAAACCCGUUAGUUAGCUGGCUCAGUAAUCUCAUGCAGCUGAAUAGCUAGAUUGUUGAGCGUAUGCAUAACCUUAAAUCACUACUGCCACGAUGAUGCUCCAGGAUGGCGCUACACAGCUUCUUUGCCUCACAGCCAGCAGCGGGGUCCCUCUUUUCACAAGAGGAGCCUCCAAACAGCUGCCCUUCUCUGUCAUAGGCUCUCUAAAUGGUGUUCACAUGUUCGGAGGUGGUCAGGGGGUAGUGUUGACCUGCUCUGAGACGCAAGGUGGAGGGAAGGUGGUGUGGAGACUUUUCCAGGACAGUGUGAUACUCAUCGCUGUGAGUGGAGGUGGAGAUGGCGGAGUGGGCAGCAGCAAAGAGGAGGAGGCCCGUCUACAACGCCUCCUGGAGAAUGUGUGGGGCUGCAUGGUGCUGGUGUUAGGGCUGGAUGAGCUGGUUAAUGUCCGGAAUGUUGAGAGGCUUAAAAGGGAACUCAGGUCCUGCUUCAGUCUUAUUGAUGAGCUACUGGAGGACAAGCAGGAGGGUAUUCUGGGAAACCUUACACAUUGUGCUGAUUCACUGGUGCCCCCAAAUCCUGCUCUUUUUCAGGAGGCAGUGGAUGGUUUUGCUCAGGCUGCAGAAAGCGAGUUUGGUUGCCUCGUUGUUCAUGGGCGAAUCGCUACAGCAACUGAAAAGUGGUGGCGCCUCGCUCCGCAGGAAGUUGUCCUGCUUUCUGCUUUGAUACGCUCACACUCAGCCUCUGGAUCUGCUUCUUGUGAUUACCCAAUUUUCCUUCCUCAUGGCAGCCCCACUGUAGCCCACCGUCUUCUCCGCUUCCAGCUGCUGCCCGGAGCAGACGUAUGUGUGCUGUGCGGUCCAACCCCAUCCCUGCAUGGAGCUGAGACUGGGCUGGUGGGUCGUUUCUGGUCUCCUUUGGUCGAGACCCUGAGAGAGUGCCUGGCUGUUGGAGAACGCUGCCUACCAGGGUCUGUAUCCGUUCGGCCUGAUGUGCUGGCACUUCUUCUCAUCAACCGUGAAACACGUCGCGCAGUCUCCUGUGUACGGACUUCCAAUUACCAUUACGAUGAUCCAUUACUCUCCAGAGCCCGCUGCUGGGAGCUGCUGAAACUCUUUUAUAUCUUCAGCACAUCACGGUACUUCACCCAGGAAGAGCCUUUAUGUGUCUCCACAGAAGAAAAGGCUCAAAGAAGCAACACUGAAGACUUUCCUCUUGGAUUCUCCCACCAGCCCCAACAAUGUUAUCUAGUUACAGAGGAAUGCAAAAGCUAUGGACUUCAAACACCACAGCACCAGCUGUUUCUGCUCAUCUUACCAUCUGUGCCCACGUUUGCACUGCGUACACUGGCUACACAGACUCUGUCUGAUAUAGUAGCAGCCACAGGGUUCUAAUUGAAUUUGCUGUUUAACACCUUUUUUUUUUAAAUCACAGCGAUAAAUUGAGGAACCCAAUUGCACUCUCACGUUUCAGUGUGAAGACUCAGCUUUACUGAAAAUCACUGAGGAUC
This is a messenger RNA of Maylandia zebra (zebra mbuna), 1705 nucleotides long. The record is from RefSeq and is a predicted model, not a curated record. NCBI's taxonomy places the organism in Eukaryota, Metazoa, Chordata, Actinopteri, Cichliformes, Cichlidae.